AUGUUUAGGAGGUAUAGAAAUAGCAGCAACUCGUCAAGAGUACAGCAGCAAGAACAACAACGGAAACAACGAGAACAACGUCAACAAAAAGUGGAGGAAGAGCAAGAAGACGUACAUCAUCCUCAACAACAACAACAACAACAACAACAACAAUUGCAGCAGGAACUGCAAAGGCUGCGGCUGAAACGUCUUUCUGAAGAUAAUCCCAUCAUCCAUUCCAGAUCACGUUCUGCUGCUUCAGAACCUUCAUCAGUUCCACGACCAGUGCGUCCGCCAGUUACGUCAUCGUCUCCAUCACCAAGGCGUGAAGUUUCAUCGUCGCCACUAUCCAUAUUUCCACGAAGAAAGAGUAGUCAGUCAAAUAAUGCACUUACUUCACUCGCCUCAUCCUCGUCAUCGUCUGCAAAUGCACCAUUACAGCGAGACUACAAAUACGAAGUAUUACAUCCAGGCUCAUUACCGGAGUCCAGGAAUGAUGGAUUGAAUCGGUCGCAGAUAUACCACGGAAACCAAAACGGAAACCAGAACGGAAAUGGAAACGAAAGCGAUGAUUUGUUGUCGCCUAUGACCUCGGCGGCUUUUGGCAGCAAUAACUAUAGCAACUACGACAAUGACGGUGUGGCGCUGGACGACCAACACUCUAUUGCAUUGUCGGAGUCAGAUACGCUUAUAGUCACAAGAAACGAUAGACGUGAAUUACAACCUUCUUACACCGAUAACUUUACAUUGUAUUACCCCUACGUGAUUCGGCGAAUGUUAUUAGCACAAAUAGGAGAGAGACAUCAUCAAAGAAACGUGGAAGGAGAAUCCCGUUCUGUUUCUGCCUCUGGUCUGGGUUCUGGUUCUAGAGCUGGCCCUGAAGAACAGCACACACACAGAACUUUUACAAAUGGUGAAGAGGUUUCAGAACAAGAUCGUGAGGAGGUUGAACACGAGUAUUAUGAAUAUAAUGCAGAUGGUGUUGACGAUGGAGAUUUAUCUACCAUAAUCAACGAUGAUCAAGCACCGGUAGAAUAUACAGCCAUUGAGGGUGCAAAGAUUAUGCGAAAGGGUCUUGUCGAUUUUGAUUACAAACGUGAACUUGUGAUUAUGACAGGAAUGUUACUCAAGCAUACAACAUAUAUAUUUCCCACUGUCAAGUCUUUUGAGCUAUUUAAAGAACUAAGACUCAAGGUGAAGCAAGAACGGAAAAAUUCUAUAAUCUUGUAUGAUCCAAAGAAUGGCGGUAUUCGAAGAGCAUCCUCUUCGACCAGCGUUGACAAAAUCAAAAAAGAAUUUGCUAUUCCAGAGGGAAGUGAAGAAAUUGUUGAUGAGCGAAAUCACAUUGUUCCCAUGGAUUACAAGAUCAAGGGGCUUGGACUACCUUUGUUUAAGAUGUUUGUUCCUUACAUGUCCACUUUUCGACGCAACUCACCCUUCAUCAUAUUUAAAAGAUACAAAGAGGUUCCAAGCUCACCUGUGAGCUGUUCUUCCUCAUCGGGUUCUUCUCCAGAUGACACGAGCUUUGAAACUUAUGAUUUUUGUUACGUACAAUCAAGAUACUUUCAAAACUACCGACGCUUUAUCUACGAGUUUUUACCGAACACGCCCGAUGCUUUUAAAGUAAUUUCUAUACAAUCAAACUUUUGUCCUUUUACCGACUUUGUCUACAAAGAAACACGUUUUCGAAUACUUGGAACCACGAUCUCGACAGGUUUAAUGUGUCAAUAUAUACCGCACAUGAAACUUGUUGUUAUCGACGAUGAUCAGGACUCAUUAUGUGAUGAGCUAUAUAAUAAACCUCCAUCUUCGGCAACUUCAUUUCUUCAUCUCAAGAAGGACUCGCAUGCGGAGUUGCCACAAUUCAAUUUUAAUGAUCCAAGUACAUUUAUCAACCCUGUACCUUCAAAGCAAAAUAAAUUAGCAUAUAGACUCUCCACGUCGCUUACGCCGAUAGACCUUAAGCAUGGUCUUAUACCGAUUGAGCUUCCUCCUUUUGGAAGCUUCAAGGAUUCAUCAUUGUAUUUACCGAAUACAACGUUUGGUAUUCCCAAAAAGUAUAAUGACUUGGGAAGGGUGGAAGUGUAUCAGAACCUCAACGCUACGUUACCGUCAUCAUCAUCAUUGAAUGCCGGCCCAGUAACACCACAAGUAUCUUCUUCAGAGACAGACCAAGGUAUUUUCCCCAUGACUUCGGCUUCGUCUCAUGCCAACACAGCCAAUGAAGCGAAUAAUACUAAUGGUACUAUCAGUGGUAAUGACAACAACCCUUUCAGAUCGGAAUAUGCCAAGGAUGUCAACAGCACAUUAUCGGUGGACAUGGACACAAUGGUUCUUACAGUGAUUUUGAGCACGAUGCGUGAAGUUAACGUGCGCAAUGCUGGUAAAUCCAGUUCAAAUACUGGAAUAAUUGGUGGUCAUGCUGCAUCGAUGGCUCGAGUUGGUGGAUUUGGAAUGGGAGGUGCUGGUCCGUUGAAUCUUAUGUGA
Messenger RNA from Lodderomyces elongisporus, 2466 nucleotides. RefSeq lists its product as uncharacterized. The transcript has a single exon. The record is from RefSeq and is a predicted model, not a curated record. Lineage: Eukaryota; Fungi; Ascomycota; Pichiomycetes; Serinales; Debaryomycetaceae. Bases 1 to 2466 code for a protein of 821 amino acids.